AUGGCCAGCGUCCAGGCGCACAGGCCGGAGUGCCCUCUCUGCCGUGCGCCCUUCGACCCUUCCAUGCAGCUCACGCUGAACCACCAGCUCAGGGACUUGGUGUCCCUUGCCAACAACCUCCAGAUCGAUUGUCAAACCCGGGAAGCGGGAUGGGAGGCCUUUCCAACGGCCCGUACGACUGCGCAGCAGUACUCAUCUGAGCUGGGGCGCAAGCCUGCCAAUGGAGGCCAAGCAAUGCCAAGCGCACCACCCGUCGAUGCAUCGCACCUCACUGGCGGUGUUGAUGACGGUGGUGUGGAUGUUAUGUCCUUGGAGCCUCCCUGUUGGGUCCCCGACAGCCAAGGCAUUCAGUGCAGCAAUUGUUGUUUGAAUUUCAGGACACUUGUGAGGCUCAGGCACCACUGCAGGCUAUGUGGUCGAAUCUUCUGCAACCAAUGCUGCAGUAAGCGGAUGCUGCUGCCUCCAAAGUUUGCUGCCAGGGAGCCUGCAAGGGUCUGCGAAAUGUGCUCAUCUGUGCUGGGCCCCCUGCAGCCUUACCUCACUGAGAGGCACAGCAGAGCAUCACAAGACCUUGUGCAUGAUGUCACAGACAGCACAGCCGUACGGUCGUGGGUGAACAACCCUCUGACAAGAUCCCUUGAACAGGACAUUUACAAGGCCACGAACAUAUUGCGAGAGGUGCAGACGGCAAAGAGGCUGUUCAACAACCUCAUACCUGAUGAUGUACUGCAGGGGGCUGCAGGGUUUGCUCUGCUUUCUCAAGUCAAGGUUGGGCUGGGUUUGUGGUCAGCCCGUGUUGGAACAGGUCUUGUUGUUGCUCACCAGCCUUCGGGUGGUUGGAGCGCCCCUUGUGCCGUCAGCUGCUGUGGUGCUGGAUGGGGCCCGCAAGCUGGAGGGGAGAUCUUGGACAUUGUGUUGGUUCUGCCCACUAAAGAGGCGGUGGAUGCCUUUUCAGGCAGGGCGCAGCUCACACUGGGAGGCAGCGUGAGUGUAGCUGUUGGAGUUGGGGUGGGUCGGAUUGCGGAAGCCUUUUUGAAGGUUGGCGACGGCGGUGGCACAACCAGGUGCUACUCCUAUGCGAUCAGCCGGGGUGCCUUUGUUGGAAUCUCUGUGGAGGGUGCUGUGAUAUCCACCCGAGAUGCCGUUAACAUGAACUUCUACGGGCGCCCUGUGACUGCAAAAGACCUGUUGGUGCAAGAGCAGCCGGCCCUGCCUGUUGCUGCGGCCGCUCUGUAUGACUCGCUGGAGGCACUGGUUGGGAUUUCUGGCAAGAUUUGUGAGGCGCCUCCACAGGCAUCAGCACCUGAGGCGCCACUUCGCGCCUCUCAGCUGGCAGAAUCCGUGGAUAGGACAGUGGCGCAGAGGAAUCCUAGUGCAGGGAGCCAGCGAACAGACCCCUUGGCCGACCACCUUGCGCUUCUGGCCAGUCUAGAUGUCAAUGGCAGCUUCGGCUUCAGCGGGUUGUCUCGUUCGGAUAACGUGGCCCGGGUGCCUGUUACCACAGCCGAAGCAGGACCCAGAAAUGUGAGGCAUGUGGAGCAUGUGGAGUACGUUGAGGAGGAAGACGAUGACCCACUACCCAUGCUGGCUUGUCCUUGA
Molecule: messenger RNA, 1599 nt
Organism: Ostreobium quekettii
Lineage: Eukaryota; Viridiplantae; Chlorophyta; Ulvophyceae; Bryopsidales; Ostreobiaceae
Source: the annotation of a GenBank genome assembly